Messenger RNA from Candida dubliniensis CD36, 1305 nucleotides. RefSeq lists its product as uncharacterized. Gene Ontology annotation, molecular function: 2 iron, 2 sulfur cluster binding; iron ion binding. Bases 1 to 1305 code for a protein of 434 amino acids. The transcript is spliced from 3 exons. Lineage: Eukaryota; Fungi; Ascomycota; Pichiomycetes; Serinales; Debaryomycetaceae. The record is from RefSeq and is a predicted model, not a curated record.
AUGGCUCCUCCAACUUUAACUCAAUCAGUCCCAGCUGCUCCACCUUUAGAUACACCGAAAAUGUUGGUUGGUGAACACACCUUACCAGCUAGUUGGUGGACAUCCGAAAGUAUCUUUGAAUUGGAGAAAAGAGCUAUUUUCCACAAAUCCUGGAUGUUCUGCACCCACUCAUCCCGUUUUGCUAAAGCUGGUGAUUACUAUGCCUUUAAUCUUACUGGAAUUAAUUUUUUCAUCAUCAAGUCCAAAAUUGAUGGUCAAUUGAAAGCAUUCCAUAAUGUUUGUCGCCACAGAGCUUAUCCUAUUGUUAGAAAAGAUCAAGGUUCUAGUACUGUUUUGGGUUGCAAAUACCACGGAUGGAGCUAUAACUCCGAUGGCAUCUUAAGAAGGGCACCUCAUUUUGAUAAUGUUGAAGGAUUUGUUAAAGAGGAAAACUCGUUGUUUCCAAUAAACACCCAUGUAACUCCUCAGGGGUUAGUUUUUGUUAACUUCAGCUCCGACCCAAUUCCAUUUGAUGAUUGGUUCCUGGGAUUAACCAGUGAAAUGAACGAAUUUGAUUUCUCUGAUUAUGAGUACCACAUGUCCUACGAGUUAGAUGGAAAGUUUAAUUGGAAAACAUUGAUGGAUGGUUACCAAGAGUGCUUGCAUUGUCCAACUACCCACCCAGGUCUCAAUACUGCGUUCAAGAUGGAAACCUAUAAGGUUGUUCCAAAGAACAGAUACUGCCGUCACUUUGCCAAAAUUGUACGUCAAGAGAAAAAAGUAGAAAAGCAAGAUUCCUCUUCGUGGUUUGGAUUCAAAAAGGAAACAAAGGAGGUUAAAGAGACAAAAUCCAACCCUGGUGGUGAAUUUGAUGGAUUGUGGGUUUAUUUAUUUCCUAGCAACGGAAUCAAUUGCUACUCUCCAGCUUGGUACUCCAUUAGAGUGUUGCCUAUCACUGCAAAGCGCACUAUCUUGCAAUACGAUAUUUAUACCAAAAAGGGUUUAGAAGAAGACGAGAAAAAGGAAUUUGUUGACUUUUUACAGCAAGUUGAAUUGGAGGAUUUUGACCUAUGUGAAUUGACUCAAAAAAACUUGAAUGAAAGAAUUUAUAGUACUGGAUAUUUACACCCAGAAAAGGAGAGAGGCGUGUUGUAUUACCAGGGUGUUGUUCGUGAUAUGGUCAAAGAGCAUUUUGCUUUGGAGCAAGCUGCCGACCAGUCCAUUGAUCCAGCGUCAGUAGGAACUAACCCUAAGAACGGGGAAGUUGAAGAAUUAGAAGGUAUUUGCAAGUCGCUCGAAUGUGGUAAGGAGACUGUUGAUUGGUAA